AUGACGACUAAUGGCGUUGAUGAUGAAGUCAUGCUAAAAACGCUGACAGUAUUGAGAAAGACAAGGCCACAGACAGCAACAGGAGUACCAAUACCAAUCCACUUCGAAUCCUCUGUCCUUGCAGAAGCCUUCUACGGGAAGUCCAAGGAUUCGCUUCCUCAGCACUCCUUCGGGCAGGCCGGAGGAACCCCAGGGGGGGCAGCUGCAACGCCACAGCAACAGGUCCUGGAGAGCUCUGCGAAGACCGCUUUGCGCUCACGACGUUCAUGCCAUAAUAAGAGUAUGACAGCAGACAUUUUCUCUCACCUACAGUGGUUCGAUCCGCAGUCGUAUCCUUCCCGUACCGACCUGCUGAAGGAGCGCUUCACUAACUUUCACGGACACCGCCUCAAUAUAGGUGCGCUGACUGAUGACUUCCCUCUUGUCUUCUACGCGGAUGCUUCAAAAACAACAAUCACGGGCCUGGCUGUGAUGAUGCUCCAGGAACUCGCCGGCGCCCUGAACCUGACCUUCUCCCUGGAGGCGGCGACGUCCAGGGGCAUCACCAGCUUGUCCUGGGACGGCGUCGCGAGGAAGAUGGCAGCCUACAAGAGGGACCUGAUCAUCAACGGCCUCCCUCUGGCUUGGGACCUCGCACGCGCCCUGGACGUCUCGCUGCCCGUCCUGCAAACGUCCUACGGGAUUGGACUCAAGACGCCCGUGACCGCCAAGCGCUGGGAGACGAUCGCGUACCCCUUCGGAGGGCGGGUGUGGCUGGCGCUGGGCGUGGCCCUCGUCGCCCUCGCCCUCGUGUUCCAUGGCGUCGCGAGGAACACCGGGAGCACCGUCUACGUGCACAAGGCAGACGUCCUCUCGACCCUGCUGUGGCUGAGUCGCACGCUCGUCAACCAGUCUGUGGCUCAGGUCCCCGACGUCCCCGGCAGUAGGACCCUCCUCUGCUUCUGGUGGCUGACUGCCCUCGUGAUCACCGCGUCCUACAUGGGGAACCUGAUCGCCUUCCUGACGGUGUCCGCGCAGCCCGCCAGGAUGAAGACCUUGGAGGAGCUGGCGGCGUCGGGGUUUCCGUUGAGUGUGAAUCGGGGUCGCUUUUGCACUGAGACGGAGACUCUGUUCUUAGGCUGUCGGGUUUCUUUGUCUUUGUGUCUGGUGAUGCGGUGGCUGUUCGGGUUUCUGUGAACAUUUCCUUUUUAUUUAUAUUGUUUAUUGUGUAUUUUGUAAAUUACGAGUAUUGUCCCAAGACACUCUUAACUUGUUACUCUAUUUCAGUAUAUUAAUGUACUAUUUUCUUUCCAUUAUCAAAAUAUUUUUGAAAUGCACUUCGAAAAAUAACAGUUAUUUGUAUUUUUGUUCUUUCAAGGGACUGCAUUUCAGCUUGUUCUUUUUAUUCCUCUUGAUUUACUUUGUUUGAAAGGCAUUUAGUUGGCACGCGAUUCAUUUAUUUCAGAUUGCCUCAUUUCAGGAGUUAUAAUCCACCAUACGUCCUCUUGAUUCAUGUUUUCACCCACGAAAGAUAGAUUCUGUAGGGUCACUUUCUUGGUAUAUUUUUCACGAAUGGCAAAUGUUAUAUGAUUAAUAAAUUGCCGUCUUAAUGGGCAUAAGUAACUGAAAGACCAAGGAAACCGUAACUCACUCUACACUCCCUCCAACAGCAUCUACGCCAGGCAGCAGGACUCCCUCGCGGCCGUCCUGCUCACAGCUUCUCAAGACCCCGUUUACCAAGAGCUUCGGGAACGGCUGGUGUUCUACGACGAUUUCCCCGAGCUCUUUUCCGCUCUGAAGGAGGGCAAAGGAGUAUUUCUGGCCAGCACGAGCUACCUCGAAUACAAAGUCCUGGGAUGGGGUGACCAUGAGCUCUAUAUCCUCGAGGAGAAGAUAUUUCCGACAUACCGUGUCUGGGCUUUCCCGAAGGGGACGGUGUGGAGGAACCAGGUCGAUAAGUACUUGAACAUGAUGGCGGACACGGGACUCCUGGACAAGUGGCAGAGAGACAUCCUGACAACCUUCCGCGUCGCCAAAGGAUAUUCCAAAGAGGAAACCGACAGACGCAAAAUACAUCGUCGUCCUCUGAAUCUCCACGAC
Molecule: messenger RNA, 2079 nt
Organism: Penaeus vannamei (Pacific white shrimp)
Lineage: Eukaryota; Metazoa; Arthropoda; Malacostraca; Decapoda; Penaeidae
Source: RefSeq, a predicted model, not a curated record